Messenger RNA from Paraglomus occultum, 309 nucleotides. The record is from the annotation of a GenBank genome assembly. NCBI's taxonomy places the organism in Eukaryota, Fungi, Glomeromycota, Glomeromycetes, Paraglomerales, Paraglomeraceae.
AUGAAGAAGAUAACGGCAUUCAUCGUAUUUCUUGUCUUUCUUGCAUGCAAUGUGCUUGCAGACACAGUCACUAUUACAACGCCAUCGGUUACGACAACCGCGACUGUGACGGGAACGCUCUCGACUUCAUCAAGCUCUGCGUCGUCUUCAUACACAACUUACACGACUACGUCUGACGGAAACGUGCAGACGGUAACGUCGUCAGCAGGCUCAUCUAGCACCAAUUCCCCUUCUUCGGGUGCACAAUCAAUGAUCAACCUGCCAUUUUGGAUCACUAUGUUACGUGGCAUACUACCACGAAACCGCUGA